CACGAAUAAUAACUCCAGGCCGCGGGACCCGCCCGGGAUUCGGUGCGCCUGCGAGCCGACGAAGGUGCCAACGCCUGCCGAACCGAAGCGCGUACACGAGCCCACCGCCCCCUAUAUAAAAUCCCCCAGCACACACAGGAGCCCAAACAUCCACGGAGCGCACGGAGGAGAACGCCAUCAUCCAUCCAGAUCGGCCUCUUCUUCUUCAGCUUCGCAGAAUCGCAGAUCUUCUCCUCUAGUUAGCUCCCUCAGAGCAAUGGGAGGAGGCAACGAUGGUCAUGGGUACCCACCCGGUGGCCAGGGGGGAUACCCUCCGGCAGGGUACCCGCCGCAGCAGGGAGGCUACCCGCCGCAGCAGGGAGGUUACCCCCCACAGCAAGGAUACCCGCCUGCACCUGGAGCUUACCCACCUGCACCUGGGGCAUACCCUCCAGCACCUGGGGCUUACCCUCCUGCACCUGGAGCGGGAGGCCCUGAUGGGGAGAAGGGGCUCCUCUCCAACAUCAUGCACGGCGUUGCUGGUGCUCAUGGUGGUGGUCAUGGGUACCCGUCUGGUGGUCAUGGGUACCCAUCUGGUGGCCAUGGAUACCCUCCACAACAAGGGUACCCUCCUCAGCAUGGCUACCCCCCGCAGCAGCAUGGCUACCCUCCACAGCAGCAUGGCUAUCCCCCUGCCGGCUACCCUGGCUCAUCCGGUCACAGUGGUAGCCAUGGAGGAGGAGGCAUGGGCAUGGGCGGCAUGCUGGCUGGAGGCGCAGCAGCUGCCGCCGCCGCCUACGGAGCACACAAGAUCUCUCACGGCAGCCACGGUGGAGGUGGACACAUGAUGGGAGGCAUGAUGGGCGGCCAUGGAGGCUACGGCGGCGGGUACGGCCACCACGGCGGCAAGUUCAAGCACGGGAAGCACGGGCACGGCAAGUUCAAGCAUGGGAAGCACGGCAUGUUCGGCGGCGGCGGCAAGUUCAAGAAGUGGAAGUAAUGCGCGCGCUAGCUAGUAGCUUCACCAUGGCUGAUGAAUCAAAAAAAAAUACCUAAACUCUUUGUGUAGGCUUCCAGAACUUGGUUUGGUCAGGGAAAGCCUUUGAGAUGUAUCUAAGCAGGGUGGUGUGUGGUCGCUGCUCGAUCUCGUGGAGCUUCCAUCCUUUCCUCUAUAUGAUUUGGCACUCUAGUCUGCGUCUGUGACAAGAUAUGACUUGCUAAUAAGUACCUGAAUUCUGUGUGGUGCUA
This is a messenger RNA of Triticum urartu, 1227 nucleotides long. RefSeq lists its product as uncharacterized. The record is from RefSeq and is a predicted model, not a curated record. Lineage: Eukaryota; Viridiplantae; Streptophyta; Magnoliopsida; Poales; Poaceae.